Labeo rohita (rohu) is the source of this 2216-nucleotide messenger RNA. Its product is annotated as adhesion G protein-coupled receptor E3. The transcript has 11 exons. Gene Ontology annotation, cellular component: membrane. Gene Ontology annotation, biological process: adenylate cyclase-activating G protein-coupled receptor signaling pathway; cell surface receptor signaling pathway. NCBI's taxonomy places the organism in Eukaryota, Metazoa, Chordata, Actinopteri, Cypriniformes, Cyprinidae. Gene Ontology annotation, molecular function: G protein-coupled receptor activity. The coding region runs from base 1 to 1536 and encodes 511 amino acids. The record is from RefSeq and is a predicted model, not a curated record.
AUGUGGGGCCCAACGACAAAGCCCACUCUGAGCCCAUGCCCAGCUAAAGCCCAACUAGCCCAAAUUGUGACAAACAUUUUGACUGUGGCCUUCAACGCUUCAGAGAAGACUUCAGAGUCAUUAUCAUCGACAAAACCAACUGAACUAGCCUCCUAUGGAAACACCAUGUUAAAAACCAGUGAAAAACUCAUCUCUACAUUGGUGAAGCCGACAGUCACAAGUGACAUUGUCAGUUUUACUCUUGCUACUGUUGAGGGUCAAGUCUUUAUGGUUGGACCAAAUGUCACUUUAAAUAAAAUACCACAACUUGACACGACAAAUUCUUCUGUGGACAUCGAUCUCAUUGGGAUCGCAAAGAGCAACAAUGAAGGAUCAGCUGCUGUGGCUUUCAUGAGCUACAGCACAAUGGAGAAUCUACUGAAGCCAGACUUCUUCAACACAUCAAAUGACAUGGUUAAAACCAUGAUGUCCACUGUGAUCUCAGCUACUCUUCCCAAAACCAACAACACUAAACUCACCAAACCAGUCAACUUCACCUUCAGACACAUCAGAGAGUUUGAUCCCAAUGGUUCUCUGUCCUGUGUUUACUGGAAUAUCAGCGUGUGGAUUGUAGAUGGUUGUUCUGUUUUAAAGACCAACAGCAGCUACACUGUAUGUUCCUGUGUCCAUCUGUCGACAUUUGCUCUCAUCAUGCAAACCAGCCAUCCACCAGAGAGCGACUCUCAACUGCUGGAUCUGUUGAAUCUGGUGUGUGUGAUUGUGGGGCUGGUGUUCUUCAGUUUGGCCCUGUUGACCUUUGCCCUUUGUCAUUGGAGUUCUGGAGUGAAUAAUGUGGCUAGAAUCAACAUCUGCAUCAGUCUUCUGUUGGCUCAUCUUCUGUUUCUGCUCACGCAGCAGUUCCUGAACGUCAUACAGCCUCAGCAGGUGUUCUGUGCUGUGAUCUCAGGCCUUCUGCACUUCCUUUUUCUCUCCGGCUUUGUGUGGAUGUUCACUGAAGCUGUGAUGCUCUUCAUCUGUAUGAAGAAUCUAUCACAGAUCAGCUCCAAAAAGAGGGAGGUGCUUAGCAGUGGAUUCCUCUGUGUGAUUGGAUAUCUGAUUGCUCUGGUUGUGGUGUGUGUCUCUGUCGGUCUGGUUCCUGAAGGCUACGGCAGUGAACACUGCUGGAUUAAAAUAGAUAAAGGCUUCAUCUGGAGUUUUCUGGGUCCUGUUUGCGUCAUACUAGCAUCAAACACACUUCUCUUCAUCAAGAUCUUCAUCAGUCUGAGCUCAACUCUCAAAAGUCUCGAUGCUGAAGUUUCACAGAUUAAACAAAUCAAAAUUAUGGUGUUUAAAACACUGGCUCAGUUUGUGGUUCUUGGUUGCCCCUGGAUUCUGGGUUUCUUCACUAAUGGCAGGAAGGAGCUGGAGAUCCUCUUCCUGAUCUUGAACUCCCAGCAGGGAACCUUCAUCUUCCUGAUCUAUUGUUUCCUCAAUAAUGAGGUUAGGCAGCAGUACAAGAAAUUCUUCAGAUGUCUUUGCUGCAUCAAACAACGAUGACUACAACAUCACAUUCAGAAAGUAAAUAAAAAAUACUGCUCAAGUGCCAUUCAUACACAGGUUAUUUUAUAAAACAUAAUCUUUGGGUUUGGAUGUUAAAUGUCAGAGUUGUCACUUCUUUAGAAAAAAAUAUAGAAAACAUGCUAUUCAAGUGUCUUAUUUUACCACUGUUAAUACUACUGAUGUAAAGCUGUUUCACCUCUGAACUGUUUUAUUUAGUCAUCUUUAAAGGGCUCAUCGGAUGCAAAAUUCACUUUUACGUGUAGUUUGAACAUAAAUGUGUGUUGGCAGUAUAUAUACACAACCAACCUAUAAUGAUAAAAAUCCACUUUUUACUGGCAGAAUGACAAGUUCUGCAAAGGCCUCUCCUAUGAGUGUUGACUGACACUGCUGUUUUAGUGUAGACUAAGUCUGACUGAGUCAGCUGUGAACUGUCUGACCACCAUUGUUUCAAUGCCGGAGCAGGGGUAGACAAGAAUGGCUCCUAAGCGAUUGAACUGUUCUGUUGUUGGAUGUAAUCCGAUGACCCCUUUAAAUUAUUUGUUUGUUUGUUUAAAUUGGUGGAGGUGAAACACAUGUAUUUACGCUUUUCUCAAAAUAGUCACACUUUAAUAUUUACAAGUAAAUGAUGGUGAAUUAAUGAAACUGUAAACUCCUGAAAACUAUUUCAUGUGUGCAUG